UUUUAAUGCUAGGACACUCUCCCCAUCCUUGGAAUCUGUUGCAUUCAAUACAGCUCUCAAAAAACUAAAAGAAAAAAGAAAACAAGAUUUAAUGUUGUCCUAGCUAGAUCCAUCCAAGGCUCCAAAAACACUGUUUGGCUCCUCCCAGUAGCUGAAGUGAACUGAACUCCUCUCAUUUUCAAGAGUGCAUUAGUACUCACUCCCCCCCCUCACAUGUGUUGUGUUUUGCUUGCUUGUGUGAUUAGUGGAGUAAUCAAGAAGAAAUAGUGGGGAAAGAUAAGUGUGUGUGGGUGUGGCAAUAAAGGUGAAGUCUUCAAGUUUGCAAUCUUCUCCCUUUGCUCCCCACAAGAUUACAAAUCUUGUGUUUGUCUUGUUGCCACUGCCGCUGGUGAUAGACUCUACCAUACUAGAGAAAGCCAUAGAAAGGAGAUAAGAAGAAACCAAGAAAAGGGAGAAACAAAAGUUGAAGAAGACUUUCUGCUGAUAUUUUUGCACAUAUAUAUAAUUUUUUCUCCUCCAUCUGCACUCUCUGGAAAGAAGAAGAAGAAGAAGCAGAAGAAGCUUGGAGCUUGAGCUUUCUGAAUUUCAGUCGGUGUAACUAAUGGGGGAGAUGAACCAGCCGCCGCCGCCGCCGGUGGCCGUGCCGCCGCCGAUGGUGAUGCAGCCAAUCAUGCAUCCGCCCGUCGGCACCGGCGCCGUCUUCCCGCCGCACGAGCAGUUCCACCAUCUCGCCUACUGCGUCCACUCCAACCCUUCCUGGGUUCAGGUGGCCGCACUUGCAUUCCUCCACUAUCUUGUGAUGCUGGGUUCUACUGUCAUGCUUGCAUCAACUAUUGUUCCUGCAAUGGGUGGUACCCCAGGGGAUAAGGCUCGUGUUAUUCAAUCCUUCCUAUUUAUGAGUGGCAUCAAUACUCUCCUCCAAACACUUGUUGGAACGCGGCUCCCUACAGUUAUGAAUGCUUCCUUUGCAUUUGUCGUCCCAGUACUGUCAAUAGCCAAAGACUUUGAACAAAAUAACUAUGCGAGCAGUCACCAGAGAUUUACUCACACAAUGAGAGCAACUCAAGGGGCUCUGAUUGUUGCUUCUAUCCUCAACAUGAUUCUUGGGUUCAGCACAAUUUGGGGGGCAUUCGCCAGGAAAUUUAGUCCUGUAAUAAUGACCCCUGUUGUUUGCGUUGUUGGUCUUGGGCUAUUUGCACUUGGCUUUCCCCAGGUUGGAAAGUGUGUGGAGAUCGGGCUACCAAUGCUAAUCCUUGCAGUUGUUGUGCAACAGUAUGUGCCAUAUUACUUCCAUCAUUACCAUGAGCGAAUCACCUUCUUGUUUGAGAGGUAUUCGUUGCUUCUUUGUAUUGGGAUUGUGUGGGCCUUUGCAGCUAUCCUUACUGCUGCUGGUGCAUACAACCAUGUUUCACUCAAGACCCAGCAGCACUGCCGCACUGACAAGUCCUAUCUCAUAUCAUCGGCACCAUGGAUCAAAAUCCCAUACCCCUUCCAAUGGGGUACACCAAUCUUCACUGCAGGUCAUUCAUUUGGAAUGAUGGGUGCUGUACUUGUUUCUGCUUUUGAGUCCACUGGUGCACACUUUGCAACUGCACGUCUAGCUGGUGCGACACCACCUCCAGCUAGUGUCCUUAGUAGGAGUGUUGGUUUGCAGGGCAUUGGAAUGUUCCUAGAAGGUAUCUUUGGCGCUCCAGCUGGUUCAUCUGUAUCAGUUGAAAACAUUGGGCUUCUUGGACUAACAAAAGUUGGAAGCAGGAGAGUGAUCCAGAUAUCAACUGGAUUUAUGAUUUUCUUCUCCAUAUUUGGGAAGUUUGGUGCUUUCUUUGCAUCUAUUCCAUUGCCAAUCUUCGCAGCAAUUUUCUGUAUCUUAUUUGGUAUUGUUGCUGCGGUGGGAGUCUCGUACAUGCAAUUUGUAAACAAAAAUUCGAUGAGGAACAUAUACAUCAUUGGACUUUCGCUGUUCCUAGGCAUCUCGGUUCCUCAAUACUUCCAUGAGUAUACUGCUUCUGCUAGCACUGGACCUGCCCGAACAAAUGCUGGAUGGUUCAAUGACAUCAUAAACACAGUCUUCGCCUCUGGCCCGACAGUGUCACUGAUUGUCGCAUCGAUCCUGGACAACACACUGGAGUUUAGAGGCUACGAAAACGACCGGGGGCUUCCAUGGUUCAUGCCGUUCCUGCACCGUCGGAAAGGUUACUCAGAUCCUAGAAACGACGAGUUCUACAGCUUCCCGAUCAGGGUGCAUGACGUCAUCCCAAGCCGAUUCCUCUGACGGGCGAGGGUAGCGCCCGUUACCUGCGCUUCCGCGCAUGUAAAUCUCUUUGUUCUUGUUAGCCCUUCCUUACUCCUGUGACAUGUAGCAAUUGGCACCGCCAAGAUUAAAAAGUCUCAACUUAGUGGGGAUAUGGUACAAAUGGUUAGGACUUUUGGUUUUCUUUUCUUUUUCCUCCCCUUUGGGCCAACCAUUUGGUUAAUUACAUGAUGGUGUAGAGUUGGUUAAAUGAUUUUGGGAUGGAUCUUUAAAGAAUAUCAGCCACCUCAAUUUGUUGAUUGCUCAGCCAGUGAUGUA
Oryza sativa Japonica Group (Japanese rice) is the source of this 2569-nucleotide messenger RNA. RefSeq names its product nucleobase-ascorbate transporter 3. Lineage: Eukaryota; Viridiplantae; Streptophyta; Magnoliopsida; Poales; Poaceae. Gene Ontology annotation, biological process: transmembrane transport. Gene Ontology annotation, cellular component: plasmodesma; plasma membrane. The record is from RefSeq and is a predicted model, not a curated record. Gene Ontology annotation, molecular function: transmembrane transporter activity.